This is a messenger RNA of Effrenium voratum, 602 nucleotides long. Lineage: Eukaryota; Dinophyceae; Suessiales; Symbiodiniaceae. The record is from the annotation of a GenBank genome assembly.
GUGCAGCAGUGAGCUCCACCAGACGGCAAUUUCACGCCUAUGGCGGCUGCCAAAGCAGCGGUUGCAAGUGUUCCGUGUGAGGUGCAUAAGGAUGCGGUGGUGUGCCAAGAGGCCAAGGUGCAAGGAACCCACGGAAUCAAGGUGGGCGAGGGAACUGUGAUCCAUCCCGCUUGCAGCCUCCAUGCGAAGGCUGGGCCCAUUGUCUUUGGUCGCUUCAACGUCAUUGAGGAGCAGGUGGAGAUUGUCAACACCUCUGACCAGCCCAUGAUAAUUGGCGACCACAAUAUGUUCGAGGUGGGCGCGCGGCUGGUGGGGGAGGGCGGGCAGCGGAUGGGGGAUGGCAACAUCCUGGAGUGCCGCGCUUUGCUGGAUGCAGGAUGCUCGGUAGGCAGUGGGUGCACUUUGGGUGCCUGCACCUACCUGGAUGCGGGUGAGAAGCUGCCCGACGAAACGGUGGUGGUGGGGCCCGGACUGAGACACUAUGAGCCUGGGGCGAGGGAGGCUCAUGUGCAGGCAGUCCUCAAGUACAUCGAGGUCUUGAAGGAGACUUUGCCCCGAUGCCAUCACCUGCGCAAGAGCAACGUGAAGAGCUGAAGUUCCCA